AUGAACUGUCCUACAAAAGAUACCUCCAAGUCUUAUAUUUCAGGUUAUAACCAAAAUCCAUCUCCUUUGGACAACGAUCUUAUCACAAACAAACAACUCAACUCAAGCCCUUCACAUUCGAAUCAGAAGUCCAAGUCUGCAAAUCCUUUAAUAGAUCCCUCGAUGUCUUCAGAUCCGUCAUCUUCUUUUUCAAAUUCUUUGACUCGCCCAGAUUCCAGAGAUCAACUUGGAACUGCAACUGCUGUUGGACUAGAAACGCCAAAUAGCAGAAAGGAGCCCCCCUCCUCUAAUAUUUCCGCAUCCUCUAGUACUAACAGCACCACCGCAACUCAGCCAAUUUCGAUUGCUAAAAGUCUUUCCCAAGAAACUACACCCCUUCGCACUUCUCCUUCAAAUAGAAUUACACCUUUUGGUGGAUUGGAUUCUAAUGGCCGUCCUUCAACUUCCUCUUCAUCAGAUAACGAAAAUCCGUUUGACGACCCAACUUCUGAGCCACAUACCCAACAACACUUUUCUACUUUAUUUAAUUCAGCCAAUGCACAAAACAAUACUAGUCCGUUUCUCAGUGAUUAUAUUUCUUCUUCUCCAGGACCUUCUUCCAGAAAUCCGGAGUCUUUUUUUUCAGGAGUGUCUCAGAGGUUCCGCUCUAUUUUCAACGGUAACAGAGGUUUCGUGCCUUUAAGCAAUAACAUGGUUAAUAAUCACCGACCGCGCCCUAUCCACACAUCACCAAUUUCUUCUCAAAUUGAACAAAUCGGCCGAAUUUUUUUUAAAUAUCUUAAAUUCGUUGGCCCAAGUAUUAUUCUCUCAGUGGCCUACAUGGACCCAGGUAACUAUGUGACUGCAGUUUCCGCUGGUGCCAUGUAUAAGUACAAACUUUUAUUCGUCAUUUUGAUCUCCAACAUCUUUGCAGUUUUCCUUCAAGCAUUGUGUAUUAAACUAGGCUCAGUUACAGGACUUGAUCUGGCUCAAAAUUGUCGUGAACACCUUCCUCGUGGACUUAACAUCACUAUUUAUAUUAUGGCCGAAAUAGCUAUUAUUGCAACUGACUUGGCUGAAGUGGUUGGCACAGCCAUUUCACUCGACAUUCUCUUCGGUAUUCCGCUAGCUGUAGGUGUUUGCUUAACCAUCAUUGAUGUUCUCAUCAUUUUAAUGGCUUAUCGCCCUAAUGGUGAGAUGAAAAUCGUUCGUUAUUUCGAGUAUCUUGUUUCGGCUCUGGUAUUUUUCACUGUCAUCUGUUUUGCCAUUGAGCUCGGUAAUAUUGGUCCCAUAAGCCCUAGCGAGGUAUUUCGCGGCUUUUUGCCCUCAGGUGUGCUUUUCGAAACACAAGGGUUGUAUUUAUCAUGUGGUAUCCUUGGUGCUACUGUCAUGCCGCAUUCUCUUUACCUAGGCUCCGGAUUAGUUCAACCCCGUUUGCGAGACUUUGACAAAAAACAUGGUUACUUCAAGGAAGAAGAGGAAGAAAAUGAUGAAAUUGCUAUCUCUAAAUACAAACCUUCGAUUCAUGCAAUCAACUAUGGUAUGAAGUAUUCUAUUGCUGAACUCAUAAUUUCUUUGUCAACUGUUGCCAUUUUUGUCAAUUCCUCAAUUUUGAUUGUCGCUGGUGCUACUCUUGCCAACACUCCUGAAGCUAUUGAUGCCGAUUUAUACUCUAUUUACGACAUGCUCAAAACUUUACUUUCACCGGCUGCAGGUACUGUAUUUGCAUUGGCAUUGUUGUUUUCUGGUCAAUCAGCAGGUAUCGUGUGCACUCUUGCUGGUCAGAUGGUUGCUGAAGGAUUCAUUGCAUGGACAGUCAAACCUUGGAUCCGUAGACUCAUCACACGAUCCAUCGCUGUCAUACCAUGUUUGGUACUUUCAAUAUUUGUUGGACGUAAAGGCUUGGCAGAUGUUCUUACGGCUUCGCAAGUUGUACUUUCGUUGCUUUUGCCAUUUGUUUCUGCACCACUUAUCUUCUUUACUGCAAAGAAGUCGAUCAUGCGAGUUCCAUUGCUCCCAAGUGGUGUUAGUGACCAACCCCUGCAGCAUACCAACUCCUACAGUGCAGUGAGUCGCCAUCCACCUGCUUCUGAAAUUGUGGAGUCUAGUGCACUUGAACCAUCUUCUCGGUCCUUUGCAUCCCUCUCGCCAUCGCAGACAUUGACCGAUUCUCAUAAUAACGACAUCGCGCCAUUGACACUUUUAGAAGAUGACAGCGAUGAGGUUGGCUACCAAGAUAUUAUUAUUGCAACAACGCGCCGCAUUAGUGAGGACCACCAGCGCCGCCAGCGCCAAAGUAUGAGUUUUGAGCGUACUAGACCUAGCACUAGCAUAGAUAUUCCUCAUCGCGUGUCUGAAGAAAGGGAGGAUCAGGAGAUUGAAGAUGACGACAUGUCCAGUAUCAUGAUACCGGCAUAUAAAGAUAUGAGCAACAGCAUGCUCACUAAUGUUACUGCUGUAGUAAUUCUGACUUUGAUUACUGGACUCAACUUUUUUCUAAUUGUUUCGGCUGCGCUCGGAGCAGAUGUACAUUUUUGA
Molecule: messenger RNA, 2517 nt
Organism: Magnusiomyces paraingens
Lineage: Eukaryota; Fungi; Ascomycota; Dipodascomycetes; Dipodascales; Dipodascaceae
Exons: 1
Coding region: 1-2517 (838 amino acids)
Biological process (GO): iron ion transport; intracellular manganese ion homeostasis
Cellular component (GO): plasma membrane
Molecular function (GO): manganese ion transmembrane transporter activity; cadmium ion transmembrane transporter activity
Source: RefSeq, a predicted model, not a curated record